CCAAUCAUUUCAUUUAAAUAUCUCUUGUCUUCAAUCUUCAUCAUCUCUCCUUCUGUUGUGCAUCACCCACGCGAACAUAACUUCCACUACAACUAGAAAUUAUUUUUGUUUUUCAUUUUCUUCCUUUAUUUCUACGUUUAACAACCCAGCAUUCCACCAAUGGGAUUUGGCUAUAUUUUCAUCUUCAGUCUUGUAUUUCUCUUCUCACUUACAAACACCAUAGCUAACCAGUCUGAGUUCUUCAAACUUAUGAAAAAAUCUCUUUCCGGAAACCCUAUGGCUGACUGGGAUGUCACAUCCGGAAAAAAUGUCUGCAACUACACAGGAAUAAGCUGCGACAGUAAAGGGUACGUAGUGAAGGUUGAUAUUUCUGGGUGGAACUUAUCUGGCCACUUCCCGGAAAACAUAUGUUCUUACCUGCCGGAACUGAAAAGCUUGAAUAUUGGCCAUAAUGAUAUCCAUGGUGACUUCCCUUACAGUAUUACCAACUGUUCGUUACUGGAAGAACUGACAACCACACAUACAAAUCUCGCCGGAAAAUUGCCUGACAUGUCAUCCAUGGUAUCCCUGAGGUUUCUUGAUAUGUCAUCAUGUUCCUUCACCGGAAAAUUCCCCAAGUCUCUUAUAAACCUCACCAAUCUUCAAGUGGUGAACUUCAAUGAAAACGGUGGUUUUGAGCCGUGGAGCUUGCCGAUUGAUAUUUUCCGGCUGACAAAACUCAGGUCAAUGAUCUUGAGUACGUGCAUGGUGAGUGGUUUAAUCCCGAAAAGCAUCGGGAACAUGACGUCUCUUGUUGAUCUUGAAUUGAGCGGGAAUUUUUUAGUGGGUCCGGUUCCGACAGAAAUCGGUUCGCUUCCAAACUUGCAAUUAAUCGAGCUUUACUACAAUCAACUAACCGGUGGGAUACCGGAAGAGCUUGGUAACCUGACGGGCCUCACUGACAUCGACAUGUCUGUCAAUAAGUUAACCGGAAGUCUGCCGGAAUCCAUAUGCCGCCUCCCGAAUCUCAGAGUAUUGCAGUUUUACAACAACAGUCUCACCGGAGAAAUCCCACGUGUGCUUGAGGAGUCAAAGAGUUUGGUGAUGUUAUCCCUUUAUAGCAACUACUUGACAGGUGAAGUUCCAAGGCACCUAGGAAGAUGGUCGCCUCUGGUGCUGUUUGACUUGUCGGAAAACCAGUUGACAGGAGAAUUGCCACCGGAGAUAUGCAAUGGAGGUAAGUUGAAUUACUUGCUAGCCCUUGACAACAGGUUUUCUGGUGUGUUGCCGGAAAGUUACAGCAAAUGUGUCUCUGUAAUACGUUUCCGACUUAGUUCCAACAUGUUGGAGGGAAACAUACCAGAAAAGAUUCUGAGCCUCCCGUCAGUAUCCAUCAUCGAUCUGAGUGACAAUUUUUUAAGCGGUUCAAUAACUCCAUCUCUCGGGAAUGCUAAAAAUUUGUCAGAAUUGUUUUUACAGAAUAAUCGCAUCACCGGAGUUAUCCCUUGUGAAAUUUCUCAAGUUUAUAAUCUUGUAAAGAUUGAUCUUAGCAAUAACCUCAUCUCGGGUCCUAUUCCUUCAGAAAUCGGCCACCUCAAAAGGCUCAAUCUCCUCCUGCUGCAAGGAAAUAAACUUACUUCCCACAUUCCUAAUUCACUUUCCUCACUAACAUCUUUAAAUGUUCUUGAUCUUUCAAGAAAUUUGUUAACCGGUUCAAUCCCGGAAAGCUUCUGUGAUUUGCUUCCAAGCUCGAUGAACUUUUCAAACAAUCAUCUUUCAGGGCCGAUACCCCUCUCGUUCAUCAAAGGAGGACAACUCGAGAGCUUUAUAGGCAACCCAAAUCUGUGUAUUUCCGAGUACCCCAAAUCAUCAUCAGAUAAAAAUCAAAAUUUCUCCAUUUGUGGCGAGGCUUACAGUAGAAAAAAAGUGGAUUACAUUUGGGUUAUAGGGAUUUCAAUCGGGGUGGUUGUCAUUGGGGGUGUUGUGUUUCUACAACGUUGGUUUAGUAAGGAAAACGAUGUUGUAAAACACGAGGAAACAUGGUCAUCUUCAUAUUGCUCGUACAAUGUGAAAAGCUUUCAUCGGGUGAGUUUUGAUCAGGAAGAAAUAGUGGAAGCCAUGAUUGAUAAGAAUGUGGUGGGGCAUGGAGGGUCGGGAACUGUUUAUAAGAUUGAGCUGAGCAACGGAGAGGUGGUUGCUGUUAAGAGACUUUGGAGUCAGAAAAGCAAAGCAGCAGAUGAAGGCUCCGAUGAGCAGCAGCAGCAGCAGAUUAUGAAUAGAGAGCUAAAAACAGAAGUGGAGACUCUAGGAAACAUAAGGCAUAAAAAUAUAGUAAAGUUGUAUUGCUAUUUCUCAAGCUUUGAUUGUAACUUGUUGGUAUAUGAAUACAUGCCGAAUGGGAACCUAUGGGAUGCACUUCAUACAGGGAAAUGUCUUUUGGAUUGGCCGACACGUCAUCAGAUUGCACUUGGGGUGGCACAAGGUCUUGCCUAUCUCCACCACCAUCUUAUGCCGCCAAUCAUUCACCGAGACAUCAAGUCAACCAACAUCCUCCUUGACCAAAACUUCCAACCCAAAGUAGCUGACUUUGGCAUCGCCAAAGUUCUCCGGGGGGCUCGAGGAAAAGACUCCACCACCACACUCGUUGCAGGCUCCUAUGGCUACUUAGCACCAGAGUAUGCAUAUUCCUGUAAAGCCACAACAAAGUGCGAUGUCUAUAGUUUUGGGGUGGUGUUGAUGGAACUCAUUACUGGGAAGAAGCCCGUCGAGAUGGAGUUUGGAGAAAACAAGAACAUCAUAUAUUGGAUUUCAACCAAAGUGGAAACAAAACAAGGAGCAAUCGAGGUUUUGGACAACACACUUUCUGGUUAUUUCAAUGAUGACAUAAUUAAGGUUCUUCGUAUAGCCUUUCGAUGUACAUGCAAGACAGCUGCCCUUCGUCCUAGCAUGAAUGAGAUUGUUCAGUUGCUCAUUGAGGCUGACCCUUGUAAAUUCCAAUCAUGCAAGUCUCCCAACAAGACCAAACAACCACUCAUCAAGUGAAUCAUGUAUAUCAUCGUC
Messenger RNA from Lactuca virosa, 3039 nucleotides. NCBI's taxonomy places the organism in Eukaryota, Viridiplantae, Streptophyta, Magnoliopsida, Asterales, Asteraceae. The record is from the annotation of a GenBank genome assembly.